AUGGUUUACAUUGCAUCUGUUUAUGGAGAAUGGGUGAGAAAGGACAAUUUGUCUUGGCAUUUUGAGGUUGAUUAUCGGAAAGGAGGUAGAAUGUUCUCGUUGAGGGAUGGUUGUACACAUGAUGAGCUUAUUCAAAUGGCUUUAGAUGAUUAUUCGGUGAUCAAGAUCGGACACCGUAUGGAAUUAUCAUAUCCAUUACCAGAAGCGUUCAGCAAAUGCGUAUUGAUUCUCCGCCCAUGUUUGUCACAAACGACAUACAAGUCUGAAAGCUUGAUCGAGCUAAGUAGAACUCAUGUUCUACGACUUUGUGUCUCUAGCAAAGGAAAGGAUGAAGACAACGUAGAUGGACCUUUGCAUGAAGAAUUGGAUGAAGAUUACUAUAAUAUGUUUUUUUUUUAA
Microthlaspi erraticum is the source of this 399-nucleotide messenger RNA. The record is from the annotation of a GenBank genome assembly. Lineage: Eukaryota; Viridiplantae; Streptophyta; Magnoliopsida; Brassicales; Brassicaceae.